Molecule: messenger RNA, 552 nt
Organism: Prorocentrum cordatum
Lineage: Eukaryota; Dinophyceae; Prorocentrales; Prorocentraceae
Source: the annotation of a GenBank genome assembly
AUGGCGCCGGUGCCGGCAGAGGAGAGGGAGGUAGAUUUCCUCCCCAUCCUGAGCGCAGCGUUCGACCCGCUGCUGAACCAUUGCCAGCAGGUGGCUUCCAUGAUGGAUGCGGGGGACGGCCAGGUGUUCCUCGUCAACUGCGUGGCUGCUAUGCAGGCUCCCUUGAAGCAGCACGCUUUCACGGCCCAGCGCGUCGAGAUGUACACCGCUAUAUUGGAAGACCAGGCAAAGCUCCUCGUGAACGGCCAGGCCGCGGCGGCGCUGUCGAAGCUCGGCCUCUCCGAGCGGCUGAAGGCCCUGAGGGAGAAGCCUCCCGGGACCCCGCUCGCCGCCGUGCCCGAGCUCCACCCGGUGUCCCUGGAGUCUACGCUCCGCGCCUUCUACAACGCGCUCUUCACGCUGGGAGGCGCUCUGGCCCUUCCCUUGCUGGACCGCAUCGCCAACCGGGCCCUGCGGGCCGAGGCGACCGGGAGGAGGCAUCGGGACGGCGAGGAGGGGGAGAAGCGAGGGUCGGCGGCAACGAUAGGGGGGACGCAGACCCCUCGCCGAUAG